Messenger RNA from Vicugna pacos (alpaca), 1725 nucleotides. The record is from RefSeq and is a predicted model, not a curated record. NCBI's taxonomy places the organism in Eukaryota, Metazoa, Chordata, Mammalia, Artiodactyla, Camelidae.
CGGUUGCUGGGUGCCAGGGCGGCUCCCGAGGCAGCGGGGGAUGCUAAAAGAAUUGUAGCAUGUACACCACAGAACCAAAUAAUGAACAUUUGGAGGAUAAAAACAUGCAAUCAUCUACAACUCCUCAGAUCCUCAAAGCUAGUGAUAGUAAACCUGAAGAAACUCAGGAAACUAUCUUGUCAAAAACAGAGGAAACAAAACCACAGGUGGAAAAAAAGAGUUCUUGUCCUCCACAAGGAACACUGAAUGAAACUAUUACAAAUGGAGUUAUGCUUUUUAUGCUAUGGUGUGUAACCUGGUCAUUAUCAGGCCCUGAAGCCCUUCCUGGUGGAAGUUUAUUUGGACUAUUAAUUAUCUUUUAUAGUGCCAUUAUUGGGGGGGAACUUUUGGAAGUCAUUAAAAUGCCUUCAGUGCCUCAACUUCCUCCUCUUCUUGGGAUGUUACUGGCUGGUUUUACCGUUAGGAAUGUUCCAUUCCUCAGUGUCGUCCAUCUUAGUAACACGUUAUCGUCAACGUUAAGAAACACUGCCCUUACCGUUGUUCUAGUGCAAGCUGGGCUUGGACUCGAUCCACAGGCUUUGAAGCAUUUGAAGGGAGUUUGUUUAAGAUUGUCUAUGGGUCCAUGCCUCAUAGAGGCAUGUUCAGCUGCUGUUAUUUCCCACUUCCUUAUGAAUUUUCCCUGGCAAUGGGGAUUUCUAUUAGGUUUUGUGUUAGGUGCUGUCUCUCCUGCGGUGGUUGUACCUUCCAUGCUUCAUUUACAAGAAGAGGGAUAUGGUGUUGAGAAAGGCAUUCCAACCUUAUUAAUAGCUGCCAGCAGUUUGGAUGACAUCCUGGCUAUCACUGGAUUCAAUACAUGCCUCAGCAUAGUCUUCUCCUCAGGUGAUAUUCUUAGUAACGUCCUGUCCUCUUUUCGGGACAUACUUAUUGGUGUGCUGGUAGGAGCUGUUUUGGGAAUGUUUGUUCGAUUUUUUCCAAGUAGAGAUCAGAGAAAGCUUCCAGUGAAGAGAGCAUUUCUUCUGUUGAGUAUGUGUGUUUCUGCCGUCUUAGGCGGCCAUCGCAUUGGUAUGAAUGCAGCUGGAGGAUUAUGCACACUGGUACUGAGUUUCAUUGCAGGGAAUGGUUGGUCCAAAGAAAAGAUUAAAGUCCAAAAAAUUAUUGGAACUGCAUGGAAUAUUUUUCAACCCCUUCUUUUUGGUUUGGUUGGAGCAGAAGUAUCUGUUAUCUCUCUUCAGUCAAAUGCUAUUGGCAUUUGUGUUACUACCUUGAGUUUGGCGUUGUUGGUUCGAAUUUCUUUUACAUUUGUAUUGACAUGUUUUACUGGCUUUAAAUUUAAGGAGAAAAUAUUUAUUGCUUUAUCGUGGAUGCCCAAAGCUACAGUCCAGGCUGUAUUAGGUCCUCUGGCUCUAGAAAGAGCAAGAAUCAGCGCACCUCAUUUGGAACCAUAUUCGAGGGAUGUGAUGACAAUGGCUUUUCUAGCCAUCUUGAUCACAGCUCCAAAUGGAGCUGUAAUUAUUGGCAUUCUGGGGCCCAAAGUACUUACUCGCUGUGACCCAAGCAAAAUGAAAGUGGAAUUGUCAGAAUUAGAAUUACAUUAAAAAGUUGACUUGCCGUCACCUGCUUGUUUCUCUUAAUGAAUUCUCUUACAUGAGAGAAAAAUUAAAAGAUGCAAAUAUGUGGAGAUUGUACCUAGAACCAAGGAUUUAAUAAAUAUAUGAUUUUACUACA